AUGGGGCUCACUCCCCAGCCUCCUCCCCAUCUCACCGCCGGCUGCCACCACACCUCCCGCCACACUGGGGACAGGCAAGAUCCCAUCUUCCGAGCCCCCGGGGUUCACAGUGCCCACCACCCGCAAGGCCGAGGCACGGCCCUCGCUGCCCCCGAGCAGAGCAUGCAGUGCGGUUGCGUGGCCGAGGGCCCCCCCGCCGUCCCGGGCAGCCCCUGGAUCUCAGGCGUGGCCUUCCCGGACUGGGCCUACAAAGCCGAGUCGUCGCCGGGCUCCCGGCAGAUCCAGCUGUGGCACUUCAUCCUGGAACUGCUGCAGAGGGAAGAGUUCCGCCAUGUCAUCGCCUGGCAGCAGGGAGAGUACGGGGAGUUUGUCAUCAAGGAUCCCGACGAGGUGGCCCGCCUCUGGGGCCGCAGGAAGUCUUCAGCGGUGGGGUUCUCAGGGGAGGCCCCUGGGCGCUCGGGCGGUGGCCAUUUAACAACCAUUCUGAGACUAUUCCAUUGUGUUAACGAGUUGUUGGCACAGUGUGAAUUGGGGAACGGAGGCCGGCAGAGCCCUCCCACCCCACCCCUGCUUCUCACCCCCCAGCUCCUGCACAGCGUGCUGCUUGCCCAGCGGGCCACGGUGGAGCAACUGGCUGGACACCAGACCCUCCAAGGGCUGCCAGAGGCCACUGAGGACAAGAAGGGGAGCGGCAGCGGCGCCCCCCGCCUUGGCUCUCUCCCAGCCGCCUGCCAGCUUGGCCCUUGCUGCCUUCUGGGGAGCCCCCAAGACAAGCUGCCCAGUCUUGCCCCCUUCACCCCUCCCCUCCUGCCCUCCCUCCCCUCCAACUGGACUCGCCUCUCAGGGCCCUUCCUGCCCUCUGUCCCCCCAGAGCAGCAGUUCCCAGGGUCCUCCAAGCCAGACACGGUGCUCCCAGGGCCCGGGUGCCCCCCAGUGACCCGCCCCUUUCCAGGGCUCCCCCUGUUGGCUGGGCUGGGACAGGGGGCUGGCGAGAGGCUCCGGCUCUGGCCCCUGAGGUCCCAGGGGCUGGAGGUAAAGCCCCAUCCCAUGAUGGGGGCAAAGGGACGCCUGGAUCCCAGGGAGGGCUUCUCCUCGGACAUUCAUGGACCCAAAACUAGGGACAAAAGUCCUGUGUCCCCCCCAGCUGGAGAACUUCAAGGCAGUGUGGCCCUUGGAUCCUCCUUAGGUGGGGAGAAGAUGGGAGGUGGGGGUCCCCCAAACUCCAUCCCUCCUCUUGUCCACUUCCUUUCUGGCUUUGCGCCUUGCCCAGCCUGGAAACGGGUUUAAAUUACAGGAAGCUUUGAAGGGGUGGAGUUGGACAAAGGGGGUGGGGGGCAUUGCAGGGGUGGAAAAGACUGAGGCAGGGGGCCUCCUCCCCUCCCACCGAAUUGUUAAUAAGGUUAAUUAAGGAGACAUUCUUAAUCUCCACUUUCUUUGAGGGAGCCAAGCACCCCACAGCUACCCACAUGAGGGAGAAAGUGGGCAUCUGGGGUGGGGGGUCAGGAGUCGGUGUGCCCCUGAGUGUCGGGCCCAGACCCCUCCUCCAGGCCACAGCCCCAGUCUCUGUCCAGCCCUCCAUGCGCUUCUCGGUCAGCCCUGGGAGCUCCUGUCCACGCAGACAUGUCCUUCCUUCGUCAUCCCCCUGAGACCCGAGGGCCUGGGGCAGGGAGGCACUGGCCUCAGUUCUGUGAUCGUGCCCUGCAGACCGUGAAUAAAACGCCCUUGGCAAUCUGCCCUCCUGGCUGGCCACCCCUGCCGCAUCCUGGUUCCUGCCACCCUGAUCUG
Ailuropoda melanoleuca (giant panda) is the source of this 1785-nucleotide messenger RNA. RefSeq names its product ETS variant transcription factor 3 like (gene ETV3L). Gene Ontology annotation, cellular component: nucleus. The record is from RefSeq and is a predicted model, not a curated record. Gene Ontology annotation, biological process: cell differentiation; regulation of transcription by RNA polymerase II. Gene Ontology annotation, molecular function: DNA-binding transcription factor activity, RNA polymerase II-specific; sequence-specific DNA binding. Lineage: Eukaryota; Metazoa; Chordata; Mammalia; Carnivora; Ursidae. The transcript is spliced from 5 exons. The coding region runs from base 1 to 1287 and encodes 428 amino acids.